UAACAGUAAACUUUAGAAACAAAUAGUUUAAAUAUUAAAGAAAAAUAAUGGAAAAUAAAGAAAAUCUACGAAAAUCAUAUUCAAAUGAUUAUUAUAACUCACCAACUCAUCAAUUAAAAACACGUUCAUCAUCAGGUGUAUUUACACAGUUAACGUCAGCACAGAUCAAUGAAUUUAAAGAAUCAUUUACUUUGUUAGAUAAGGAUGGAAAUGGUAUAAUCACUAAGGAAGAUCUUGAAGCAAUGUUUGUUUCUUUAGGUCAAAAUCCAACAUCAUCAGAUCUUUCAUAUAUGUUAAGUCUUAUGCCAAGUCCUUUGAAUUUUGCAACUUAUCUUACAUUUUUUUCAAUGCAUCUUUCAGAAAUAUCUCAAAGAGAAGAUAUUAUAAAAGCAUUUCAAACUUUUGAUGAAGAUAAUUCCGGAAAAGUGAACUUAUAUGACUUAAAAGACGCUCUUAUGACUAUGGGCUCAAGAAUGUCUGAACAACAAGUAGAUAACGCUCUUAAAAGGUUUGUCAAUGGAAAUUUUGUUCAAUACCAAGAUCUAGUCGAUGCUCUUGCUGGAUUAGAAGAUAAAAAAAAUUAACUUAACCAAAAUUAUAGUUGUUUAUUUAUUUUACCUAUUUACAUAA
This is a messenger RNA of Pneumocystis carinii B80, 630 nucleotides long. RefSeq lists its product as hypothetical. The record is from RefSeq and is a predicted model, not a curated record. Gene Ontology annotation, biological process: mitotic cytokinesis; actomyosin structure organization. Gene Ontology annotation, cellular component: cytoplasm; myosin II complex. The coding region runs from base 48 to 584 and encodes 178 amino acids. Gene Ontology annotation, molecular function: myosin heavy chain binding; calcium ion binding; cytoskeletal motor regulator activity. The transcript has 4 exons. NCBI's taxonomy places the organism in Eukaryota, Fungi, Ascomycota, Pneumocystomycetes, Pneumocystales, Pneumocystaceae.